Molecule: messenger RNA, 4521 nt
Organism: Spea bombifrons (plains spadefoot toad)
Lineage: Eukaryota; Metazoa; Chordata; Amphibia; Anura; Pelobatidae
Gene: ATP8B1
Product: ATPase phospholipid transporting 8B1
Exons: 28
Coding region: 308-4048 (1246 amino acids)
Biological process (GO): Golgi organization; phospholipid translocation
Cellular component (GO): plasma membrane
Molecular function (GO): ATPase-coupled intramembrane lipid carrier activity; ATP binding; ATP hydrolysis activity
Source: RefSeq, a predicted model, not a curated record
CUCAGUGUUCAUUUCUCACCGGUGCUGGGAGGCGAGUGGUGUGUAUACGAGUGUGUGAUCGCCUCUGUGCACCAGGUGAAUACCCGGCAACAGAAAGUUGACAAACUUGUUUGUCAAGUGUGUGACAAAGCAAGGAAGGGGAGAAGCCAUUUGCGAAGAUGGAGUGAGAGGGUCUGGCGGUUAAACAGAGCCUUCAAAGAUUGUAUCUUGGAACAUGGGAGAGGAUUUGGUCUAAUUUGAUUUCUGUGAGACAUACGAGCAGAGGACUGGGAGCGGCAGGGGCUGGCAGACUUUAAAACAGCUCAAGAUGGAAACAGAUUAUGAUACCACAUUUGAGGAGGACUCACAAGCGCCUAAUGAUGAAGUCAUGCCCUACAGCGAUGAUGAAACAGAUGAUGAACUGGAAAGUCCUCAGUCUGUUGAACCAGAGCAAAACAGAGUCAAUAAAGAAGCCGAACAAAACAAAGAAUGCGGCUGGCACGUUAAAGCAAAUGAUCCAAAUUUCUACAAUCAACCGCAGUUUCUGAAGAAAACAUUCCUCUGCUUUAAGAAAAGCAAAUAUGCAGGAAAUGCAAUCAAAACCUACAAGUACAACCCUAUCACUUUCCUACCAGUGAAUUUGUGUGAACAGUUCAAGAGAGUAGCUAAUACUUAUUUCCUAGGGCUGCUCGUCCUGCAGGCAAUUCCUGAAAUUUCCACAGUCUCUUGGGCAACAACCCUGUUACCCCUCCUCCUAGUGUUGGGUGUUACUGCGAUCAAAGAUCUCGUGGAUGACAUCGCUCGGCAUAAAAUGGACAAGGAAAUUAACAACCGGCCGUGCGAGGUUAUAGAAGAUGGAAGGUUCAAGGAGACUAAAUGGAAAAAUAUUCGCGUUGGUGACAUCAUCCGAAUUAACAAAAACGAGUUUGUUCCGGCAGACGUGUUAUUGCUAUCCAGCUCGGAACCAAACAGCCUGUGUUAUGUAGAAACUGCAGACCUGGAUGGGGAAACCAACCUAAAGUUCAGAAUGUCCCUCGAAAUAACAGAUCAGCUUCUCCAAGAAGAAGCUGCAUUGGCUGAAUUUGAUGGGCUAGUUACAUGCGAAGAACCGAAUAAUCGCCUGGAUAGGUUUCUUGGGACGCUACACUGGAGAGGAAUGAGUUACGGUCUUGAUGCUGAUAAAAUCUUGCUUCGUGGUUGCACGGUCAGGAACACCCUUUGCUGCCAUGGGCUGGUCUUAUUUGCGGGUGCCGACACUAAAAUUAUGAGGAACAGUGGAAAAACCACACAGAAAAGAACAAAAAUUGACUACCUCAUGAAUUAUAUGGUGUACACGAUCUUUGUUCUUCUCGCCCUUGCCGCUGCUGGGCUCGCCAUUGGGCAGGGAUUUUGGGAAGCCAAAUACGGAGCAAGGAAUGUAUCCUGGUAUCUGGAUGAUGGCAAAGAUUACUCUCCAUCUUAUCGAGGAUUUUUAGGCUUUUGGGGUUAUAUAAUUGUCCUCAACACCAUGGUACCAAUAUCCCUUUAUGUGAGCGUAGAGGUGAUCAGACUGGGUCAAAGCUACUUCAUCAACUGGGACCUACAGAUGUACUACUCCCCAAAGGACACUCCGGCCAAAGCAAGGACGACCACUUUAAAUGAACAGCUGGGUCAGAUCCAGUACAUCUUCACUGAUAAGACCGGAACCCUGACGCAAAACAUCAUGACCUUCAAGAAAUGCACCAUCAACGGGGAGACUUAUGGUGAACAAAGACAAACAAGUGGGCAAACCAUCAACGAGCUCGUAGACUUCAGCUGGAACCCCUUGGCUGAUGUGACUUUUACAUUCAAUGACAACAUCUUAAUUGAUGAGAUCCGAUCAAAUAAGAAUAAAGAAGUACACCUAUUUUUUAAGCUACUUGCCCUGUGCCACACUGUCAUGGUGGAAAAGACGGAGUCGGGUGAAAUAAUUUACCAGUCAGCAUCUCCGGAUGAAGGGGCUUUAGUCACUGCCGCCAGGAACUUUGGUUUUGUAUUCUUGUCAAGGACCCAGAGCACCAUCACAAUUAGCGAGAUGGGAAAUGAGGUGACCUACGAAGUUCUUGCUCUUCUCGACUUUAACAGUGACCGGAAGCGCAUGUCUAUAAUAGUGAGAGAACCCAAUGGAAACAUCAGGCUUUACUGUAAGGGGGCUGAUACUGUCAUAUAUGAACGUUUGCACGCCAGCAAUCCCAUCAAAGAAGUGACUCAAGAGGCUUUGGAUAUUUUUGCUAAUGAGACUUUGAGGACCCUGUGCCUUAGCUACAAGGACAUAAGCAAUGAAGACUUUGAGAAAUGGAACAAAAAGUAUAUGGAGGCCACCGUGGCCAUGAAUGAUCGGGAUCAGGCUCUGGAUAAAGUGUACGAGGAGAUUGAAACUGAGUUACUGUUAUUGGGGGCCACGGCUAUCGAAGACAAGCUGCAAGAUGAAGUCCCUCAAACGAUCGCCAAACUGGCUAAAGCCGACAUAAAGAUAUGGAUGCUUACCGGUGAUAAAAAGGAAACGGCUGAAAACAUCGGAUUUUCUUGUGAACUUUUAACAGAGGAAACGACUAUUUGCUAUGGAGAAGACAUAACACCUCUUCUACAGACCAGAAUGGAGAAUCAGAAGAACAGGGCAGGAGGAGUCCCAGGGUCCAUGACGAACAAUGAGCCGUUUUUCCAGUCGGACCAGAAGCGUGCGCUCAUUAUAACCGGAUCUUGGUUGAACGAAAUCCUCCUGGAAAAGAAAAAGAAGAAGAAGAAACGUCUGAAGCUCAAAUUCCCCAAGACCCAAGAAGAGAAACAGAAGAGUUUACAAGAGAAACUGAAAGCCGAUGCCUUAAAAGAGCAGAGACAGAGGAACUUCGUGGACCUGGCGUGCGAGUGCAGCUCCGUGAUCUGCUGCAGGGUGACCCCCAAACAGAAAGCCAUGGUCGUCGACUUGGUAAAGAGAUACAAGAAAGCGAUUACGCUGGCUAUAGGAGAUGGAGCCAACGAUGUCAACAUGAUCAAAACUGCCCAUAUCGGUGUUGGAAUAAGCGGACAGGAAGGGAUGCAAGCCGUGAUGUCUAGCGACUACUCCUGCGCUCAGUUUAAAUACCUUCAGAGACUCCUGUUGGUUCACGGACGGUGGUCGUAUAUUCGGAUGUGCAAAUUCUUACGUUACUUCUUCUACAAAAACUUUGCGUUUACGUUGGUUCAUUUCUGGUACUCGUUCUUUAACGGAUUUUCUGCCCAGACUGUGUAUGAAGACUGGUUCAUUGCCAUUUACAACGUGAUAUACUCCAGUCUGCCGGUGCUGCUCGUUGGUUUGUUGGAUCAGGAUGUGAGUGACAAGCUAAGCCUACGAUUCCCGCGUCUGUACAUCCCGGGGCAAAAAGACAUGCUCUUCAACUACAAGAAGUUCUUUUUGAGUCUGUUGCACGGCAUCAUCACCUCACUUAUUAUCUUCUUUAUUCCGUACGGCGCUUUCCUGUUAACCAUGGGACAAGACGGAGAGGCCCCCUCAGAUUAUCAAUCAUUUGCCGUUACGACGGCUACUGCCCUUAUCAUCACCGUCAAUUUCCAAAUUGGGCUCGAUACGUCAUACUGGACUUUUGUCAACGCGUUUUCAGUUUUCGGAAGCAUUGCCAUUUACUUUGGAAUCACGUUUGACCUCCACAGUGCUGGGAUUCACGUUCUGUUACCGUCCACCUUCAUAUUUACAGGUGCAGCCCCCAAUGCAUUAAGGCAGCCAUAUCUCUGGCUAACGAUAAUCCUUACAGUUGCCAUCUGUCUACUUCCAAUAGUUGCAAUGCGCUUCUUGAUAAAGAUGAUAUGGCCGACUGAAAGUGACAAAAUUCAAAAGAACAGGAGAAAAUUCAAAGAGGAAGCCAAGUGGAGACCGAGGCACAGCACUAUUCGUCGUGGUAUAUCGGCACGCCGCUCUGCCUACGCCUUCUCCCAUCAACGAGGCUACGCCGACCUCAUUUCUACAGGCCGAAAUAUACAUAGAAGACGCGCUCCGCUGGACGCUGUGCUUGGAGGCAAUGCCUCGGAAAUCAUCCAGUCUGCUGCAAACACUUUAUAAUAUAUAUUUUCUCCUUUUUUUUACGUAAAUUCUCGCACAUGAACUGUAUGUGUGUAUAUUUUUUUAAAAGCAGUUUGUGUCUCAGGAUUUUUUUUUGUAAAGCAAAAGAAAAAGGGAGUUCAGCAACACUUAAUAUGGUCGUUUUUGUAACAAAAAGAGCAUUUUUAAUCUUCUUUUUUUUUUUUUUCCUGAACUGUCUGCAAACAAUAGUCGUUAAUUAGGGAAGUCACUGGAGCAAAUUAGUCAGCGGGUCCCUUCUUUUAAUAUGCUGGGCAGAUCAGGAGAUUAUAUACUUAAAAACAAAUUAACUAACUGCAACUACAGAAAUAGACCCGGGUAUUUUAAAUGUGGGGUAUUCUUGAUGGUUUUCUUAGGUUGCAAAUUUUAAUUUGGACUUAAGCGCCUAUGAAAUCGUGGAUUACUUUUUAUUCUUUGAAUAUUUAAUGUUAAUAAUAAACUAUAGUAAAAUGGUG